AUGUCCAGCCUCAGUGAAGUGGACCUGGGCGUCAGGGGAAGGACGCCGCCGCCCCGGGACCCCCACAUGCUCUCCCUCUGCUCCCGGGCGUCCCAGAACCCGUCUCCAGAUGCUCCUCUCGCCGCAGCCGCAGACCACCGCUGCCCUCGCUGCCCAGACGGCCCCGGGAGCUUGGCCACGCUCCCGGCCGGAGCCUCGGCCCCCCAGCCUCCCACCCCCCUCGCCAGCCCCUUGGGCCUCGCCCGCACCGGCUGGCAGCUUGCCCCGGCCCCGAGGCUGAGCUGCCGGGAGGUGCUGGGGGCAGCCCGGGGGCUGGUCCCGGCACGUGGGGCCCUGCUCCGGGCGACUCUGCGGGCCCUGCCCGGCCAGGAGGGGCCCCGGCUCGGCGCCCACACUCACCUCCGGCUCCUCCUGCAGCUGGAGCCCAGACGCGGGAUCCUGCUGGCAGCUGCUGUCCCCGACCCGUGCUCGCCAGCCGGGGGGGUGGAGAGCCGGGAGCCGGGGCCACAGCUGCUUCCGGAGCUGCCCGCUGCGUCCCCGGGAGAGGCCGAGAGCGUGGAGCUGUGUGCUGCCGCCCAGCCGGGCCCACAGGGCAUGGAGCUCCCCCAGGAGGACGCCGGGGACAAGCCCGGCCGGCCGCGCUGCGUCUCCUGCUCCUCCUGCUCCUCGUCCUCCCCGGGGCCCAGCAGGGACGACCUUCCCGGCACAGGUGAGGCGGCCGCGGCCACAGCCACUCUGGGCACCUCGUCCUCCUCCCUGGGCUUCGAGACCGACGGCGGGGACGGCGCAGGGGGCUGCCAGCCUCCGGGAGGCGGCGGGGGCCGCCGGCAGAGCCCCGAGCUCCCGGUCCUCCUUGCCAAGGCCCAGGGCCGCCGGGACCCCCCGAGGGCCGGGCCUGGGGGCGCCCACUACAUCACCACCCACGAGAUCCAGCUGAGUGAGGUGGAGCAGGACACGGACUUCGACGUGGGCCUGGCCUCCCGCUGGGACUUUGAGGACAACAACGUCAUCUACUCGCUGGUGGACUACGCGUCCUUCGGGGGCAGCGACGAGAGCUCGGGGACCCUGACCGAGGAGGACGAGGAGGGCAGCUGCUACGUCAGCACCACGCCCAGCAGCAACCCCGCCCGCUCGCCCAGCGCCCCCAGCAGCGGGCACAGCACUGAGGUGGAGGGCGGCCCCCCGCCCGGGGCCCCCACACCGGCCCCCGGCCAGCCGCGCCAGGCCUGGCCCGAGCCCCCGCGGGCAGCCCCGGGGCCGGGCCCGCGCAGCUGCGGGCACCAGAUCCUCCUAUCAAUCAAGCCGCGCGGGGCUAUAAAUGAGCCUAGCGCCGCGCCCGCCCGGCAGCUCCCCCGAGACGCUGGCCGGCAUGCAGGCGACAUGAGCCUCCGGCUGGCCGCCGAGCGCGGCCCCGGCUGCCCGCACAAGCCGGGCCGCCUGCAGACGGCCAGCGGGGCCCUGCGGGCCUGGGAGCUGGCCGACCGCUCCGGCGGGGCGUCCAGCGGCCUGAGCGAGCUGGACGACGCGGACCAGGAGGUGCGCAGCCUGACCAGCCGGGCCUUCCGCAGCCUGGCCUACCCCUGCUUCGAGGCCCUGCACGUCAGCUCGCGGGAGUCCACGCUGUCGGACGCGGGCUUCGGGCGCUGGUCCACCCUGCUGGACCUCAAGUGUGCGGCGGUGGGGGCCCGGGUGGAGCAGAGCCUGCGGAGGAGCAGCGCGGCCGCGGUGGCCUCCGGCCUGCGGAAGGGCAGCGGGCCCGGGCCGGCGGAGCAGCUGCAGGUCCAGGCCAGGAGGGCGCAGAGCAGGGCGCUGGAGUUCGUGGUCAGCAAGGUGGACGGGGAGAUCAAGCAUGUGGACAGCCCCCGCCGCGCCCAGGCCCAGCCCGGGCCCCGCGAGCGCAGCGACAGCAAGGCCAGCUCGGCGGCCAGCGAGAGCGGCCAGCCCGCGCCCCAGAAGAAGUCCCGGUUCGCGUCCAGCCUGCUCCAGAACGUCAUCUCCAAGACGAUGCAGCGGGAGCACGAGUUCCGGAUGGAGCGCGGGGAGGCCCGCGACCCCGGCGCGCGCGCGCCGCCCCCCGAGGCCCUGCAGAGGCAGAGCUCCCGGCACUCGGAGGCGGGCUCCGAGGGCGCGGCGGGCGGCGCGGCGGAGGCGGCCGACGGCGCGGCCAGCGCCAAGUCCCCCGUGUUCAGGGCCAGCGCCCCCCGGGAGAGCGGCCCGGGCCCCGCGGAGGACAGCGGCGAGGGGGCCCGGGCCGGGGCGGACGCGGCCAGGGGCGCGCUGCCCCGCAGCCAGCACAGCGCCUUCCGGGCCUGGCGGGAGCCGGAGGCCGAGCGCGGCCAGGAGCCGGCCCCCGGGGGGACGCCCAGGCCCCCGGCGGGGCCCGACCCCGGGGAGCCCCCCGCGGCCAAGCCCACCCUCAGGUCGCGCCUCUUCGUGCCCAACAUCCAGCGGACGCCCCGGGACGCGCGGCCGGGCCCGCCGGCCACCUCCACGGCCGUGGUCAGGCCCAAGGCCCCCGAGAUCAAGAUCCGCCUGGGCAGCGUCCAGCAGCCGGCGGGCGCGGACUUCAGCAUCGCGCAGCUGCUGACGCCCAGGCUGGCGGGCGCGGACGGGGCGCCACCCCGGGGGGCUGCGGCCCGGGGCGCCGACGGCCCCGACAAGGUGCCGCAGUUCCGGGUGCGGGACGUGCGGGACAGGGCCCGGGCGCAGGGCCCGCUGCACCCCGUGCGCGACGUCAGGAAGCUGCUGAAGGGGCCCGCGGACGGCGACAAGGCCGGCGGGACCCCCGAGCAGGGCCCCAGCCCCCGGCCGCGCCCCGAGCCGCCGUCGCCCGUGGUGGUCACCUGCCAGGCCCCCGCGGGCCGGCGGGAGGACGCGGAGCGCGGGGCGCGCGCGGGCUCCCCCGAGGGCACCGUGCUGGUGCACCGCGCGUCCGGCCGCCUGCCCGUGGCCACCAUCGCGCCCAACAAGGCCGAGCAGGGCCCCUUCCUGCCCGUGCUGCGCAUCGUGUCCACGGCGCCCGGCGGGGCGCGCGGCGAGGGCCGCGGCGCGCUGCAGCGGCUGACCGCGGCAGUGCGCUCCAUGGACGAGCUCUGCGGCCUCCCCCGGCACGCCUGGAAGCGCCGCAGCGACCCGCUGCCUGCGCUGGCCGGCAGCCACGUGCUGUCCCUCAUCGCCCGCGAGGAGCAGGCGGGGGCCGGCCCGGCCGAGGGCCCGCGGCGCCGGAACUCCAACCCGGGCCCCGACGGCGCGUCCCCGCGGGCCGCCGCCCCCGACGGCCAGGGCCGGGAGCGCCCCCGCUCGCUCUGCCUGCCCCCCGCGCCGCAGGACCCCCCGAGGAGGGGCGCCGUGGCCGGCAAGUUCCCGCAGGGCUCGCCCCCCGACGGCCCGUCCACCCCGCCGGGCGCCGCGCGGCCCCUCAAGGCCUCCCCGGCGGCCAGGGGCCCCCCCGAGGGGCUGCCUGGCCGCCAGGGCGGCGGCGACUGCGAGAGCUGCCUGGUCAUCCCCCCGAAGCGCCGGGACGGCCCUCCGACGUCCUCGGCCACCGCGCUCUGCAGCCUGCCCCCGCUCAGCGCCCGCGCGCAGGGCCCCGCCGCGCCCCGGGCCGCCCCCGCCGACGCGGCCAGCAGGCCGGCCUGGCGCAGCAAGCCCGCCCGGGAGAAGGCGGCCCCCGAGCAGCCCCCCGCGGCCGCCUUCCCAGGCGCGCCCCUCGCCCAGCCCUCGGUGCUGUGCUUCUCCCCGCCCGGCCUGCCCGCCCCCGGCCCCGCCGACCCCUUCCCGCCGCCGCGGGCCCCGCAGACGCAGCGCAAGGUGCUCCUGGACGUGACCACCGGCCAGUACUACCUGGUGGACACCCCGGUGCAGCCGGCCACCCGCAGACUGUUCGACCCCGAGACCGGGCAGUACGUGGACGUGCCCAUGCCCGUGCCCGCCCAGCAGCCGGCCGUGGCGCCCGUGUCCCUCCCCGUGGCGCUGAGCCCGGGGGCCUACGCCCCCACCUACAUGAUCUACCCCGGCUUCCUGCCCACCGUGCUGCCCCCGGCCGCCCUCCAGCAGGCGCCGCGCAGCGCCGGGCCCGGGGAGUCCCCCGGCAAGGAGACCACCUACUUCCUGGGCUCCGGCCAAGCCCCCGCCUCGCCGCCCUCGCCGGCCCCCGCCGCGGCCCAGCUCCUGGGCGCCGGGGGCUUCAGCCCGGUGCAGGCCGAGCCCGUCAUCAGCAUCACCUCGCAGCCGCUGGGGCCACGGAUCGUGGCGCCUCCCUCCUUCGACGGCACCACCAUGAGCUUCGUGGUGGAGCACCGAUGAGCAGGCGCCAGGAACAAGACAGAAAAGUGGACUGUUUGUAAGAACACUGAGAAUUCAUCCGAAAAACGUCCUCUACCUUGUGUUAUUCUUAGUUUUGGCUUUUUAUAAACGGA
Sorex araneus (European shrew) is the source of this 4418-nucleotide messenger RNA. It is a transcript of the gene C6H4orf54, whose product is annotated as chromosome 6 C4orf54 homolog. The transcript is spliced from 3 exons. The record is from RefSeq and is a predicted model, not a curated record. The coding region runs from base 1 to 4305 and encodes 1434 amino acids. NCBI's taxonomy places the organism in Eukaryota, Metazoa, Chordata, Mammalia, Eulipotyphla, Soricidae.